CCUGCAGCCCAACGUCCACCGUCCUGCUUAGCUGCUGGUUGGCUCUGGGGAGGAGGGGCCCGGACCGUGGGGUUGGUUGCAGCGAGGUUACCUUUUCCUGUAUCACACCGGAGUUGGAUCUGGAGGAAGCUGCUGCAAAGUCUGCAGCGGCAUGGCGGGAGCUCCGGACCAGCGCCAAACUGGCCCCGCAGCAGGGGAGCAGCUGCAGCAGCCCCAAGUCUCGUGCCAAGUCUUCCCGGAACGGCUGGCCCAGGGGAAUCCCCAACAAGGGUUCUUUUCCAGCUUCAUCACCCAUAACCAGAAGUGCCAGCAAAUGCUCCUGAAGACGGUGGAAACAAAUCCAUAUGUCAAACUUCUACUUGAUGCCAUGAAGCGCUCCGGUUGUGCUGUAAACAAAGAAAGACACUUUUCUUGUGAAGAUUGUAAUGGAAAUGUUAGUGGAGGUUUUGAUGCUUCAACAUCUCAGAUUGUUUUGUGCCAGAAUAACAUCCGUAACCAGGCCCACAUGAGCAGAGUGGUCACCCACGAGCUCAUUCACGCAUUUGAUCAUUGUCGUGCUCAUGUCCACUGGUUCACUAAUGUCAGGCAUUUGGCCUGCUCAGAGGUUCGAGCUGCUAACCUUAGUGGGGACUGUUCACUUGUAAAUGAAAUAUUCAGGUUACGGUUUGGAUUAAAACAACACCAUCAGACUUGUGUGCGAGACAGAGCAAUUCUUUCUAUCCUGGCUGUUAGGAAUAUCAGCAAAGAAGUAGCUGAGAAGGCUGUUGAUGAAGUUUUUGAAUCUUGCUUCAAUGACCAUGAACCUUUUGGAAGGAUCCCACAUAAUGAGAAAUAUGCAAGAUAUGCUCAUAGAGACUUUCAAAACCGGGAUCGAUAUUACUCAAAUAUAUGAAUGACAUUUUAUAUUACAGAGCUUCAAUCAGCAUGAAGAAAAAAAUAUGAUUCUCAAGAAAACAAAUGUACAAAAAAAAUGAUCAAUUAAAUACAGAUAAAAUGCAGAAGAUACUUUAAUAUAUGAUCAGAAAGAGUAACAGGCAAAAAAUGAAAUUGUUUUAAGCCACAAGGUUAAAAUUAUGUCUUUGGAGCUAAUCAUUUGCUAAUUAGGAUGAAUAAAUUACAUUUUGUAUUUUCUACUGUAUAUUUGUAUUUUUUAAUAUUUUAUUUAUUAUUUUGAUUUAUUUUUAUUACAUGAGAUUAUUUUAAAAUCUGAUUAUGAAACCUAUGAAGUAUGCCCUUGUCUGAUGUUGAUAGGGGAUCAAAGUUGAUAUUUACAUUAAAUGUAAAGAAAAAUGAACUGAUCUCAUUGUAGGACAUUUUAAAAAAUGUUGUCAUAAUUAAAACAUGUAAAGAAUUAAAGUUGAGAAUAACUCA
Messenger RNA from Marmota flaviventris (yellow-bellied marmot), 1371 nucleotides. It is a transcript of the gene Atp23, whose product is annotated as ATP23 metallopeptidase and ATP synthase assembly factor homolog. NCBI's taxonomy places the organism in Eukaryota, Metazoa, Chordata, Mammalia, Rodentia, Sciuridae. Gene Ontology annotation, molecular function: metalloendopeptidase activity. The record is from RefSeq and is a predicted model, not a curated record. Gene Ontology annotation, biological process: mitochondrial protein processing; mitochondrial proton-transporting ATP synthase complex assembly.